AACUUCGAGGGCGAGGAGCUGGUGGAACUUUCCUUUUCCAAGAACGGAGAGGAUUUGGGAGCGGCUUUUCGGAUCGGGAAGGAAUCCCUGGCCUCCAGAGCCCUCCUGCCCCACGUCCUCUGCAAAAACUGCGCCGUGGAGCUCAACUUCGGCCAGAAGGAAGAGCCCUUCUUCCCCCCGCCCCGCGACUACGUCUUCAUCCACGCCGUCCCCGCGGAGGACCGCGUCCGCACCCCGCCCCCUCCCGCCCCCCUGCAGGUGCUGCUGAUGGUGGGAUUGCCGGGCUCGGGGAAAACCCAGUGGGCACAAAACCACACCCAGGAAAACCGGGAGAAGCGAUACAAUAUUUUGGGAACAGAAAGCGUCCUGCAUCAGAUGAGGACGAAGGGGCCCGGGGGGGGAGAACUGGACGCCAAGGGCGAGAGCAGAGACCUGUUAAUCCAACAAGCUGCUCAGUGCCUUAGCAAGCUGGUUCAGAUCGCUCCCAGAGCCAAAAGGAAUUUCAUUCUCGACCAGGUAAACUUGGGAAAAAUCCCUCAAAACGCCGGGAAGUUCCCGCCCGCCUCCCUCAUCCGUUUACCGUUCGUUAACGUUCGUUUUUUUGCCCUCCAGUGCAACGUCUACAAUUCGGGGCAGCGACGGAAGCUCCUCGCCUUCAAGGGGUUUUCCCGGAAGGUGGUGGUGAUCGUUCCUAACGAGGAAGACUGGAAGAAGAGGCUGGAGCUGCGGAAGGAAGCGGAAGGGGAGGACGUUCCCGAAUCGGUGAUGCUGGAAAUGAAAGCUAAUUACUCGCUGCCGGAGAAGAACGAUUACCUUGACGAGGUCAUUUACGGCGAGCUGACGAAGGAGGAGGCUCAACCUGGUCACCAAAUACAAGGAAGAGGCCAGAAAACUUCUCCCCCCCUCCGAGAAACG
Fulmarus glacialis (Northern fulmar) is the source of this 915-nucleotide messenger RNA. RefSeq names its product heterogeneous nuclear ribonucleoprotein U-like protein 2. Lineage: Eukaryota; Metazoa; Chordata; Aves; Procellariiformes; Procellariidae. The record is from RefSeq and is a predicted model, not a curated record. Gene Ontology annotation, cellular component: membrane.